AUGCGCGUAUUUUGCCUCUUGUCUGCUCUGGUGCUUCCACUAGUUAUUUGUGAUCGUUUCGAAGAAGAAUUGCUUGUUAAAGAUUUUGGCAAUGGGUUUUCUGGAUUUCACUUCAAUUUUGUUACUCAAAAGAAGUUGGGGGAUGAUCACCACUUCCACAUAUUUCCAAAACCUCUGUAUAACAUCCUUACGAAGUACAGCGUUAGUGAGUUUCACUUGUCUAUGGUAAAAGGUCAUUGGGACCGACUGAAGUGGGGCCCUCCAUUCGUUCCAAGUGCAUCCGGUGGGGCUGAAAUAUGGGCUUGGUUUUCUCCCACUACUUCAAACGUUGAUGCAUCCUGGACGUACUUCCUUGAGGCGUUGUCGGGCCAGUUUUGUGCUUCAUUAAGUCAACUUGGUUUACCCAAAAAUUACAUUUCACCGUCGCUAUCGCACCGCCCUUCAGGACUCUUCCAAAAAAUCACCUCCCAGAAUGUAUCCAGUGUCUUCCGGUAUGCUCAAUUUUCCCAUGAAGAAGUGUGUACGGAGAAUCUCACUCCGUGGUCAAAACUUUUGCCGUGCAAGAAAAUAGGUGGUCUAGCUAGCAUGCUCAAACCUAAGUCAAUCUUCAAGGCCACUUACAGCGCAUUGUUCACCGACGUUCGAUGUGAUGAUAAAUGCAAGCAGUUUUCAUUAGAAUUGAAGCAGUCUCUGACAAUCGUCUUUGAUCGUCGCCAUAUGUAUGGUUCCAUUCAAGAACCCUGGUCUUUAAUCGGUCUUCUGGGUGAUGAAAUGACCAAAUCAUGUCCAGUCGCAUCUCGAAGCGAGAUAAUUAUUCUUAGUUCCCAACCCCAGCUUCUACUGGAUCCGCCUGCUGAUGUGACUUCCAUAGUCAAUUGGGAUGUUCGCCGCGUUCUUGCUGUAUAUUCUCCGUCCUACAAUUUCGCUAAUAACCUCACCAUAACAUCUUUCCUUCCCAUCGAAACCCCCCGUUCGUCGACAGUAAAUGAAGAAGGCGUUUCGGUCAUGAAAUACUCAACAGGAAAGGGGGACGUAGGCGGAGGAGUGAGAGUCGAAUUGCGUAACAAUCUUGCUGUUCCAGUGCCAGUUGUCCUCCUCGACUCCGCUCCUUGGUACGCUGAAAUUUACUUCAGCAGUCUCACUAUAACUCGACAGUAUCCGGAUGGUAGUGCUCCUGUUGUAAUUACUCCAGACAAGGUGACCUUCCAGCCGAGCGUCCGGCGUAAGCAGAUGGCUUUCUUAGAGCUUCUUCUCACACUACCUCCCGGUGCAUGCGUCACGGUCUCUUAUGCCUUCACAAAGGUUCUCAUGCGCUGGAACGAAUAUCUGCCUGACGCAAACCAUGGUGUCUACCUGCCUGCCGCCAGUGUUGUCUAUCAGUUUUCCCCCGAGCAACUCGAUAGACUGCGGGCCAGCAGAAAUCCAGUGACCUGGGAACUGGCGCUCCCUCUUUGGGCCAGUACUUACGCUGAAUAUCUCUCCGCAGCGAAUACCUCAAGGCAAGGCACAAAGCCGUUGGGCGACGGCCUCUUGCGCCUCUAUUCCGAGGCCCUGCUCAUUCGCCUCCCCGUCCCCGAUUUCAGCAUGCCUUUCAACGCCCUGUGUCUGGUGUGUUCUGUGGUUGCCAUACUCUUUGGCAGCAUACACAAACUAACCACCUGCGGCUUGGUGCCUGUCGUCGCCGAAGGGGACGAGGACGUGGUCGACAAACCGCCUAUCGUUCGUUUAUUCCAAAAACUAAAAAUCCUCUUUCAACGCCUGCACAGACGAAGCCAUUUGAAAAAUGAGUAG
Mesocestoides corti is the source of this 1791-nucleotide messenger RNA. The record is from the annotation of a GenBank genome assembly. Lineage: Eukaryota; Metazoa; Platyhelminthes; Cestoda; Cyclophyllidea; Mesocestoididae.